UAUGAAUCUUUAAUUAUUUUUGAUAUAUUUUUUUUUCAUUUAAAAUUCUAAUAAAUAAACAUAUAUGUAAAUUCAAUGUUGCACUAUACUUGUUAAGUUGCCAUUUCCUGUGAACUUUGGAAUAUUGUGAUCUCGAACUUCGAUCUUCCUAAUCACGACUUUACCAAGUAAUAUUGUUUAGAUUACAAUAAUUCAGUGUAGUAUUACUGACGAAUAUCAUAUGUUUAAAAACAGCAUUAUGCUUUAAUAAAGCCUGUAAAAAUCCCAACAAAAAAUGCCAAAUUAGAUUGAGAAAUAAGUAUAUGUCUUCUACAAAGCGCACAAUUUAGAAAUAAUUCAUUACAAGAUGGGCAUCCUAUCCUCGUUGAAAAGAUCAUCAAUUUUACAUCUUAUGCUUGGCAUUACAUUUUUUACAUCUGGCUUAAUAAUAAAUUUCUUCCAAUGUAUUUUAUACUUUGGGCUUAGACCAUUCUCUAAGUAUUUUUAUCGCAAGAUCAACUAUUAUCUUUGUUAUUCAUUUUAUAGCGAAUUAGUAUGUAUGGCAGAAUGGUGGUCCGGAUCAGAUAUUAUAUUUUACAUAGAUAAAAAAGACUAUGAAAAAUACUAUGGCCGCGAAAACGUAUAUAUUCUAAUGAAUCAUAGUUACGAAAUAGAUUGGCUAAUUGGAUGGGUAGCAUGUAGCCGUUUUGGCGUAUUAGGGAAUUGCAAAGCAUAUGCUAAAAAAUCUAUAUUAUAUAUUCCUGCGUUGGGAUGGGCUUGGAAAUUUGCAGAAAGUAUCUUUUUAGAAAGAAAUUGGAACAAAGAUAAAAAUGUAAUAGGAAAGCAAAUUAAAGAAUUACUUGAUUAUCCUGAUCCGAUAUGGUUGCUUCUAUAUGCAGAAGGGACACGUGUUACACCAAAAAAGAUAGAGGCUUGUCAAAAAUUUGCCAAAGAAAAGAAUCUACCAAUUUUAAAAUAUCAUUUAACUCCACGCACAAAAGGAUUUAUUUGUAGCAUUCCCAAUAUGAGAGGAAAAUCAAUUGCUAUAUAUAAUAUUCAAGUAGCAUUUAAAGAAAGCGAUCCCGUAAAACCUACUAUGACAAAUUUACUUUUAGGAAAAAAAGUAGAAGCUCAUAUGUAUAUGAAAAGAAUACCUCUAAGCGAAGUACCGGAAGAUGAUGAUGCUGCCGCUGACUGGUUGCACAAAUUAUAUCAAGAAAAGGAUUAUAUGAUGGAAAGUUUUCAUAAGACUGGUGAUUUUUUUGCAACAAGUGGUGUCGCUAAACCAGACACAUUCAUAUUAAAUAGGAGCUACGCUUCUUUGUUCAAUACCAUAUUUUGGUUUGUGGUAGUAUUAGUACCAAUGAUAUAUUAUCUUAUCAAACUCUUUUUAUCUGGCUCAACUUUAUACUUUUCCAUUGGAGUGGGCAUCCUUCUUAUAUUUUAUCUGCUAAUGGAUAAAACAAUUCAAAUGUCUGAGAUAAGUAAUAGUUCAUCGUAUGGAGCUGCUGAUGCAAAGAAAAUAGAGUAAAGUCUAAUUUUGACUACAUAAUAGACCAAUAAAAAGUGUCAAAAAUUAUUAUUUUUUGAAAUAUGAA
This is a messenger RNA of Polistes dominula (European paper wasp), 1577 nucleotides long. Its product is annotated as 1-acyl-sn-glycerol-3-phosphate acyltransferase gamma. NCBI's taxonomy places the organism in Eukaryota, Metazoa, Arthropoda, Insecta, Hymenoptera, Vespidae. Gene Ontology annotation, cellular component: endomembrane system. The record is from RefSeq and is a predicted model, not a curated record. Gene Ontology annotation, molecular function: 1-acylglycerol-3-phosphate O-acyltransferase activity.